This is a messenger RNA of Gigantopelta aegis, 396 nucleotides long. RefSeq lists its product as uncharacterized. NCBI's taxonomy places the organism in Eukaryota, Metazoa, Mollusca, Gastropoda, Neomphalida, Peltospiridae. The transcript is spliced from 2 exons. The record is from RefSeq and is a predicted model, not a curated record. The coding region runs from base 1 to 396 and encodes 131 amino acids.
AUGAUGAUGAUGAUUGUGAUUGUGACGGUGAUGAUUGUGAUUAUGAUAGUGAUGACUGUGAUUAUGAUAGUGAUGAUGUUGAUUUUGAUGGUGAUCUUUGUGAUUUUGAUCGUUAUCAUCAUUAUAAUGAUUAUGACGGUGAAGAUUGUGACUAUGAUAGUGAUGAUUGUGAUUAUGAUAGUGAUGAUUGUGAUUUUGAUCGUGAUCUUCAUUUUAAUGAUUAUGACGGUGAUGAUUGUGAUUAUGACGGUGAUGAUUGUGAUUGUGAUAGUGAUGAUUGUGAUUAUGAUGGUGAUGAUUGUGAUUUUGAUGGUCAUCAUUGUGAUUUUGAUGGUGAUGAUUGUGGAAAUGAAUAUGGUGAGGCUAGAUUUGAGGUUUGAUAUCCUUGUUCAAUGA